CAAAGUCAAAAUGGUAAAUAUUUGGAUAAAUCAGUUUAAAUUUUGAAAUAAGUGCGAAUUCUCAUAUUUGAAAUAACCGCGGUUAUUUAGACUGAUUCAAGUAAGCAAUCUGUAAAGACCAGCCCUGGCCCUGGACCAGCCACAACCGGUUUUCCCGCACCAAAAGCAAACAACAAAUCGGUUUUCCCAGAAUUCUCGUGCGAAGACCAGCAUGACCGCCAUGUUGAAUUCGCUGCUGCGGUCUUCCUGCCGCCUGUGACGUCACUUAAGAUGGCGGCGCAGUCGGUUCCAGUCGGCUCUCGCCCUUAGCAUAAGGAGAGUAAAGGUAGGAGAUGCGAAUAAACAGCCAGAGUCACCAAAAGAGGGGAAGGGGUGGGGGCGAACAACCAGCGAGCAAGCGACGUUUACCUUUACCUUUACUCUCCUUACCUUAGCAGCAGCUGUGUCGAAGCCAGCAUUUCACUCACUCACACAUUACAUCAGCGUCUGUUAUAAUUCCGAAUUUUGUCCUCUGCGCUUUGCCUGCUGACAGGAAUCAAUCAUUAUGGCUGAUGGGAAUCUGGUGACAGUGGCCUCCAAGAAGCUGAAGGCCCUGCAAGAGGGGCUCCUUACGGACGUUGUCUUCCUCGUUGGUGAAAAUGACGAAACGGCCGAGGAAAUUUGGGCCGUCAAGUUUGAUUUAACUGUGAGCAGCAUGUUUUUCGCCAACCUUUUCAACAGCCCUCUGACCCUGAAAUGUGACGGAAAAAUCAGGUUGAAGAACAUCGAGCCUCAAGUCUUCAAAUUGAUCGUCGAGUUUACUCACCUGAGUGGACAUCUGUUGUCCGAAGUGGACAGUUUGGACACUUGCCUCAAGUUGGCAGCGGCCGCUGAUGAAUACAUGAUUGACGAUCUGACUGCUCUGUGCUCCAAACUGCUCGAGGACAAGUUCCUCGCCGUGGACAACGUGUGGACAGUGCUGAGCAAGAAUUUCAGGGUGGACACCAUAUCUUCCGCUUGUCUCAAGUUUCUAGGCUCAAAGGCGAACGUCUGUUUGAAGCAUCCGAGUUUCCUCGAGGCCAGUGAAGAAGCAGUGAAGCUUUUCUACAAUUUGGACGAGAUGAGCAUCGAAUCCGAGUCGGAACUUCUGAGUGCUUGUCUUAGAUACAUCAAGACCAAAGAGAAUCAAAGAGAAGUGUUUCGCCAAUGCUGUCUUCCUGGCCUGCGACUUCUGGCUCUUGACUCUGCUGACCUCGUCAAGGUGUUUCCCAUGCUCACUCUCGAGGAGAAGACCAGCAUUGUGACCUGGAAAAGCCCUCUGAUGGCUGCAGAGAAGCCUCAGCUCGCGGCUGGCCUCUGUCCGAUUUCAAAAAGGAGAUCGGAAAUUAUGAAAAUCACCGGAGAGCAGACGCUGAUUUUGGUUCCAGACAGUCAUGUCCUUGGCGUCAGAGAUGUUUUCUUGACUAAAAGCUUCAUUAAAUCGACUUGUAAUGGUGGCUUGGCUUCACUUGCGCUUUUCCCGAAAAGAAACAUCAGAAUCUGUGGCUUUGAGCUCUUCAAUGCGCUGAACAUCAACGAGGAAAUUUUCCAAGACAGUGCAGAAACAAACAAAGACGAAGGCAUAGCUAAAAUCACCGCAAAUGUCAACAACUGCUCUAGCAUGCCAUAUCCACUCUCUACAGACGUGAAAGUUCCAGAAAAUCUUCCAUUAAAUGGCUGGUCUUUCGUCAAUCACUCUGCUCUGGUUCCUGCUGGUGGAUCUUUCACUUUGUGGGUAUAUUUCAAGUGUGGUAGCGUCUUCAGGACUCAGCAGUUCACUGAGCAUCUGGUAAAAAGCGUCAAUUCGAGCGCUGCCUUUGAUGUCUUCAGUAAGAUUGGAAUUGCAAACAGUGCCGAACUGUCUGAACACUUGGAGACAAAAUUUCCAGCUGACACCAAGUUGUGCAUCAUCAAAUCAAUUCAAUUCACCGAGAUCUAACUCGAGAUUAUUUUUUGAAUAAACAAAUUCACCAUUUAUUUUUUAAUUGAGAUGAAAAGUU
Cloeon dipterum is the source of this 2018-nucleotide messenger RNA. RefSeq lists its product as uncharacterized. NCBI's taxonomy places the organism in Eukaryota, Metazoa, Arthropoda, Insecta, Ephemeroptera, Baetidae. Gene Ontology annotation, molecular function: protein binding. The record is from RefSeq and is a predicted model, not a curated record. The transcript is spliced from 6 exons. The coding region runs from base 545 to 1957 and encodes 470 amino acids. Gene Ontology annotation, biological process: neurogenesis. Gene Ontology annotation, cellular component: cytosol.